CAACCUCUGAAAAUUUCAGCUCAUUCCAACGGUCGGAUCUACGGCGAUGAUCGGAUUUGUGCGGCUGGUCUGAAAAUUCUGCACCAGCCCUUCUCACUCUCUCUCUUCUGUUUUUUUUCUUCUUGCUCUCUGUUUUUCGAUUGGAGUGGUGAUGAGCAAAAAAAAAAUCUGAACAAGGAAAGAAGAAUAGGCGAAAAGGCAGCCUAGAUAAAUGUGCAACAGGGACGUAUACUGGUGGUCCUUUAUCAUUUCGAGAAAAUCUCACCAAAGUUAUUAAGACAGGAGGUGAGAAUCGGAGACAAAGACAAAGAAGCAUGAUGAAGUAACGUUCAUUGAUGAGAAAUCACGAGAAGUAGCGAGGCGACAUAUGAUGCGAUGGAGCUAGUCACACAAUGGGAUAAUGUUCAAGCAUUCAAGGAGGAGUUGUACUAUGCCUCAGUUGAUGGACAUGAUGCUAAAAAACGUGUCUUUGGUGUAGGAAAGAUGUCCAAGACCAUGCGUCAUAUGCUGCCUCUCAACCGUCUAUC
Cuscuta campestris is the source of this 527-nucleotide messenger RNA. Lineage: Eukaryota; Viridiplantae; Streptophyta; Magnoliopsida; Solanales; Convolvulaceae. The record is from the annotation of a GenBank genome assembly.